Messenger RNA from Uranotaenia lowii, 959 nucleotides. RefSeq lists its product as uncharacterized. The record is from RefSeq and is a predicted model, not a curated record. The transcript is spliced from 3 exons. Lineage: Eukaryota; Metazoa; Arthropoda; Insecta; Diptera; Culicidae. The coding region runs from base 60 to 653 and encodes 197 amino acids.
AAUUGGGACGGUUUUUGAUCAGUUUCGACCGGAGUGUACGGAGUUUCGAAUCGGCCGCGAUGCAGACUCGUUGGAUUGUUUGCGCCUUGGGGAUCCUGGCGGUUCUGAGCCAAAUUUCUGUAGCCGAUCCCAUCGAUACUGCCCCGGCUAAGUCAGUUCCAGAAAAGCAACCGGUAGUUGCUGCCGAUGAGGAUCAAUUGAGGUCAAGCAUCCCGGGAGUUCCAGCCGAUUCUGACGAUUUCUUCAAACAAGAAAAGAAGUACAUAGUGAAAUGCGAAUCGGGUGAAAAGCAAGAAUUCUUCGGUGCUUGGCGAAAUUGUCUGGAUCUCAAAUACCAAUUUGCUACCGUCGAGAAUCCCAAAGACAGACGCUUGCUGUACAAGGCCCUGGAAGAGGUAGACGAAUAUGUGCACAUCAGUGGAACCGAUCUCGGCAAAGAGGGACUUCCGGUUUGGUUCACGAAUGGCCGUGUCGUUGAUAUGAACCGCAUCGGAUGCGAUCCGGAUGAUAACCCUCCCCGGGGUGGUAACGAUAACAACGAGUGGCGUGAUUGUUUGUCCGUCAAACGUGACGAUGAACUGAACAACUUCGUCUGUAAAUGGGAAUCUUGCCAAAAAUCGCGGUGCUACGUUUGCCAAGAUUACCUGACGUAAUGAGGGAAGACUCAUUCGGUAGAAUUAAUUGAAAUAUUUUUCUAUUAUGAUCGAAAUCAGUAAGUUUGCUCGUUUGAAUCUAAAGAUAAGGUUUUUAAAAGACUAUUAACAAGGAGUGGAAAAUCUAUGAUUGUUUGUAUUAAUGAUUAGGUGAAAAAUGUAUGUGUAAAAUUACCUUAUGGUAGUAUCUUUUAAUAUUGUAAGAAUUAAAAAAAUAACUUGCCGCUUUAGGAAUGCAACGUUGUUCAAUUUUUAGAGUUUUAUAACAAUUGUGAUCUAACAAGUAUAGUUUACUUGGAAUUGUUC